Messenger RNA from Poeciliopsis prolifica (blackstripe livebearer), 621 nucleotides. Its product is annotated as ladderlectin-like. Lineage: Eukaryota; Metazoa; Chordata; Actinopteri; Cyprinodontiformes; Poeciliidae. The coding region runs from base 148 to 621 and encodes 157 amino acids. The record is from RefSeq and is a predicted model, not a curated record. The transcript has 5 exons. Gene Ontology annotation, molecular function: signaling receptor activity.
GAUUCAGAGCUCAGAGUGAGAGGCUGAUUCUUUUCUGCAAGCCCUUUUUGCUUAACCUCGUCCUGUUUUUCUGGUUCUUGGUUGUACUUUGAUUUUGUAUGUUUCUUUUUUCAGGAGGUGAUAAUUAUCUCCCAGUGACCUGCAGCCAUGAGGAUCCUGCCUCUGCCUCUGCUUCUCUGUGGCUUGAUGCUUCUGAGCAGCGUUAAUGAGAUCAAUGGACAUAGAACUUACUGCCCUCAUGGUUGGCGUCUGAUCCAUGGACGCUGUUUCAAGUAUGUCCCGAGACGUAUGACUUGGGCCAAAGCUGAGAGAAAUUGCAUUUCCAUGGGAGGAAACCUUGCAUCUGUGCAGAGUUCUGAUGAAUACCAUGGGAUUCAGGGGCUCAUUUUGCAGGUCACACAUGAGAUGAGAGAAGCGUGGAUCGGCGGCACUGAUGCAGCUGAGGAAAAUCAUUGGCAUUGGUCUGAUGGGACGCUGAUGACGUUUACAUACUGGUGUCCCGGAGAACCCAACAAUGCUGCUUAUCACCAGCACUGCAUGCAAAUGAAUGACGCAGGUAAAACUGUUCUUUCUUUUAAGCACGAUAAAGAGAAAAGUGCUGGGACGAUUACAGAUGUGUGA